AUGACUCAGGCCAGUACAACAAUUUUCCUGAGGAAAAGGGAAGGAACAUGGAACUCAGAAUACGGACAAUUCUUCCUUGAUUGGUACUCCACCAAACUAGUUGAACACGCUGAGAGAAUCCUUGCAUCAGCCAAAGGCAAGGUCACAGCAGAACUAACAGCAGGCUACUACAACACUCGGUUUCAUGAUGGGUACCUAGCAAUAGCAGAAAUGCUGGCAAAGCAUGGUGCAGUGCUUAACGAUGAUAGAAGAACCCCAAAUGCUCCCUCCAAGAGAAUGUUUGAACAACUAAGAAUGCAUUUAAAAAAUACAGUUCAGCGACGGCAGAUUGCGGCAAAGCCUUCAACAGCGGCGAGGCUUCGACGACGACGAGCCUUCAACGGCGCUUGUACAGUUUGGGAAGAGGUUUUGAUUGAUCAAAAAGAAGAAUCUACUUCAACCGAUAUGCCCUUAGGCACGGCCAUACAUAACAUAGAAAUCACACUCGGAAAGGGUGGACAAUUAGCUAGAGCAGCUGGUGCUGUAGCGAAACUAAUUGCAAAAGAGGGGAAAUCGGCCACAUUAAAAUUACCUUCUGGAGAGGUCCGUUUGAUAUCCAAAAACUGCUCGGCAACAGUUGGACAAGUGGGAAAUGUUGGGGUAAACCAGAAAAAUUUAGGUAGAGCCGGAUCUAAAUGUUGGCUAGGUAAACGUCCUAUAGUAAGAGGAGUAGUUAUGAACCCUGUAGACCAUCCGCAUGGGNGUGGUGAAGGGAGGGCCCCAAUUGGUAGAAAAAAACCCGCAACUCCUUGGGGUUUUCCUGCACUUGGAAGAAGAAGUAGAAAAAGGAAGAAAUAUAGUGAUAAUUUGAUUCUUCGUCGUACUAAAUAGUAGAUAAAAUUGAAAUUGUUUCUUCGUCUUUACAAGAAAAAGGAGUAAUUAACUGUGACACGUUCACUAAAAAAAAUCCUUUUGUAGCGAAUCAUUUAUUAAGAAAAAUAAAUAAGCUUAACACAAAAGCAGAAAAAGAUAUAAUAUUAAUUUGGUCCAGAGCAUCUACCAU
Molecule: messenger RNA, 1042 nt
Organism: Vigna radiata var. radiata (mung bean)
Lineage: Eukaryota; Viridiplantae; Streptophyta; Magnoliopsida; Fabales; Fabaceae
Product: 50S ribosomal protein L2, chloroplastic-like
Exons: 4
Coding region: 1-870 (289 amino acids)
Biological process (GO): cytoplasmic translation; polysaccharide catabolic process
Cellular component (GO): large ribosomal subunit; ribosome
Molecular function (GO): structural constituent of ribosome; beta-amylase activity; transferase activity
Source: RefSeq, a predicted model, not a curated record